Molecule: messenger RNA, 1461 nt
Organism: Phyllotreta striolata
Lineage: Eukaryota; Metazoa; Arthropoda; Insecta; Coleoptera; Chrysomelidae
Source: the annotation of a GenBank genome assembly
CGUCCGUUUAAUCUACCGCUUAAACCGAGAUCGGUCAGAUAUAAUUUAAGAUCGCGAGUACAAACACAACAAAAUUCAGUUAAGGAUGAUGAUCAGCAGGCGGUGUUUGUUAGUUUUCGCGAUUAUCGCUUGCUACUGCGUUAAAGAAAACGCAGCACGUAAGUAGAUAUUAUUACUUGUUUUUAAUAAUUACAUCUCCUGAAAUAUGUUAUUAUAAAAGGUUCAAUUAUUUUUUUCUAUGUUUGCUAGAGUUGUUUGUAUGAUUGUAUCAAUCUCUGUAUUAUUUUGCAUUCUUUGUAUCAAAAGGUUGAUCAACUGGGAAAACAGAGCGUGGAACGGCAUGUCGAACGCCAAAUGGACAUGUUGCAACUUGCACAUCAAUAUUCGAAUGUACCCGAUUCGUGUCUGCCAUUCAAAAUAGAGUAAGAAGCCAAAUUCGGUUCAUACAACAGUCCCAAUGCGGAUGGGACACCAACGCAUUGGUGUGCUGUGGAAAUGAAGUAGACUUCAUAACCAAAGCACCUGCUGAAUCGUUAGAUAAUAGGAUGAUGACGAACAAUUUCAUCAAAAACCGAGCCAUUCCUUCCAGAUCUUCCUGUGGAUUUCAAGAUUCCGACAACAAAGUCGAAGGUUUUAUAGUCGGUGGAAAAGAAACCCAAAUCGACGAAUUUCCUUGGAUGGCAAGCUUGGGAUAUACCGACUCGCGUGGUAACAGGAAAUGGGCUUGUGGAGGUACUCUGAUUAGUCCCAGAUACGUUCUGACGGCUGCGCAUUGCGUUGUUGGCGAGGUGGAAAGGCGAGUUGGAAGAUUAUCAGUGAUUAAACUGGGCGAACACGAUACUAAAACCGAAGUCGAUUGUAUCAAAUCGAAAUGCAACGAUGCACCUGUCACUGUCAACGUUGAGCAAGUAAUCACCCAUCCAGGUUACGAUCAAUCUGUGAAUAGCCCCAACGAUAUAGCCCUCGUAAGGCUCGACAGAAGCGUACAUUACACAAAGUACAUCAGACCUAUUUGCUUGCCCGAACUCAACGAAGCAACGAGUGCAGGAGUAAACAUUACAACUGCCGGAUGGGGAAGAACUGAAUACGGUGUCCCGUCGACCGUUCUUCUUAAAGUCGACAUUCCUGUUGUUAAUAAAGUGGUGUGCAGUCGGCAAUAUUUGGCCCAAGGGGUCAACCUAGUCGAUUCACAGAUAUGCGCCGGUGGCGAAGGUGGGAAAGACUCCUGCUCAGGCGACAGUGGCGGCCCGUUGAUGAGAAGAUCUGAUUCCAACAUCUUGCAAUGGUUCCAGGAAGGAAUUGUUUCGUUUGGAUCAUUGCGAUGUGGAAUAAAAGGUCUACCGGCCGUCUAUACCAAAGUUUCCAGUUUUGUUCAAUGGAUUCACAGCACCAUUCGAGAUUAAACUGAAUAUUCUAAUAUUUCAAUGUUAUUAAAUCAACUUCCAUAAAUUUGUCUGACCG